Molecule: messenger RNA, 5131 nt
Organism: Dendroctonus ponderosae (mountain pine beetle)
Lineage: Eukaryota; Metazoa; Arthropoda; Insecta; Coleoptera; Curculionidae
Product: membrane-associated guanylate kinase, WW and PDZ domain-containing protein 1
Exons: 4
Coding region: 420-2831 (803 amino acids)
Biological process (GO): signal transduction
Cellular component (GO): cytoplasm
Molecular function (GO): protein binding
Source: RefSeq, a predicted model, not a curated record
UUGUUUACACUCGUCCGGUUGCAGACAAACGACACUGUAAAGCUUGACGUUUCUGUGAAAAUCGGAACGAGAAGUUUUGAAGUUUAUGUCUAAGGUUUACCACCUUACAACAGUGCCGUUUUGUAACCGUGAGUUCAAAUGAUAAAUUAGACUGUUUUGUCUAUUAAAAACGCGUUGAAGAUAAACUAGACGCGACGGUCUCUUAGAAUUGAAGUCAUGAUAGUCUGUUAAUAAGUACAACCCUCACAAAACGUUGAUAAACAAAACCACCCACUUGGAAUUAGGGGUUGAUGUGGAUGGUGGUUGUGAAUGUUUCACCUGCACUUCAAAUGACUGCCCCAAGAUUAAACAGUAAGAACGUGAUCAGUAAAACCGAGUAGAAUAUUGUGAGUGAAAACACAAAGAAUGAAAUAUCCAGAAUGAGUCACACAAGUGAUUCAAACCAUUCAAAUCCUUUAUCUCAACCACUGAGAGUAGAAACAGAAGAUCCAAACGUGCAUCCAGACGACACUAAUUACUAUGAGGAGGAAAAAGACAGUUUUAAUCAUGCAAAUGAGACACACGAGAAUGAUUCUUUAGGUCCUUUACCUCCAAAAUGGGAGAAAGCAUUCACGGAGAGUGGAGAAGCUUACUUCAUUGAUCACUCAACAGGUACAUCCCAUUGGCUUGACCCCAGACUGUCGAAAUUCCAGAAAAAAACUCUGGAAGAUUGCAUGGAUGAUGAACUGCCAUACGGCUGGGAGAAAAUUAGUGAUCCUCAUUAUGGGACAUAUUUUAUUGAUCAUGUGAAUAGACGAACGCAAUAUGAAAACCCAGUUAUACAAGCUAAAAGAGCUGCAUCUCAAGUGUCUCCCAGAGUUAGCAGGACUUAUUUCACUAAAGACCCUUCUGAGUUGUGUGGUCAAAGGUUAAGAACAUCGUUAGUAAAGUCGUCAAGAGGAUUAGGUUUCACAAUAGUUGGAGGAGAUGACACAGUGGAUGAAUUCCUGCAAAUCAAAUCGGUUGUACCAAAAGGACCUGCAUGGUUGGAUGGGCAGCUUCAAACAGGCGACGUCAUAGUCUUUGUUAAUGAUACGUGUGUAUUGGGUUACACGCAUAAUCAAAUUGUAAGAUUAUUUCAGUCAAUUAGUGUCGGAUCCACAGUGCAACUUGAGGUGUGUAGAGGGUAUCCUUUACCCUUUGAUCCAAAUGACCCAAAUACAGAAGUAGUUACCACUAUUGCUGUUGAUGCUCACCUGCAACCAGUGUCAAAUGACAAGAGAAUUUUAGAUACAAAUUACAACUUCCUAGAGGGAGAGGAUAAUAUAUCCAGAGGUGAAGAUAAUAUUGAUGCUCCUGAUGAUAUUGAUGACUUGUUGAAAGGAAUGAACACAAUGACACUGGGCAGAGUGGAAGUGCGCGUGCGAAUCGUAAAGGGAAAUUUGGGCUUCGGAUUUACAAUUGCUGAUAGUGCCUGUGGACAAAGAGUAAAGAAAAUUCUGGAUCGCCAAAGAUGUAAAAACCUUAUGGAAGGAGACAUACUGCUGGAUAUUAACGAUAUUUCUUUACAAAGCAUGUCACACGACGAUGUGGUGCAAGUGUUGAAGAAUUGUCCGUAUAAUAGUGAAGCAACAAUUUGCGUCCAACGAGGUUGCCCUAAUAAAUCAUCAAAUAUUCGAAAUAAGACCCGAAAGUUAGAUCCUAAAUACGGUACAAAAGAUGUUGCUAACGCCUAUCGAAGCAAAACCCCCACAGCUGAUAUUUAUAGUACUCAACCUAGAGAGAUACUUCCUAGUAGGCCUAAGACUCCACUUGUAGACACUAGAAGUCUCACUAAAACCCCAGUGAAAGACGCAAAUUCAAAUUCCAAUGAUAUUCGCAGAGAUUUCCAAAACGAUGGCUUUGCAGUUGACCGCUCAAGAUUACGCUCUUCCAUCAUUGAUAACCACGAGGAUGACGAUUUAGAUAUCGACAUUUCAGAGAAUAAUCCAUCGAAACCAUCUUACGAAUACCCACCACCAGUUGAUCCAAAAUUCAGCCUGUAUAUGCCACCACCACAUCGAUAUGACUGUGCAUGUGCAUUCUGUGCUAGUCCGAGGCCGAACAUAUUAGAUGCAAAUAACUUUGAUAAUCCAAAUAAUGGCAAGAAACUCACCAAUCAUUGGUGGUAUCAGCAGAAUUCUCGGCAUGACUAUUUGACAAUGCAUAUUAUUUUGAAUCGACUUGAAACCGGUUUUGGGUUUCGAAUAGUUGGCGGUAUCGAAGAUAAAUCUCAGGUGGCAGUGGGGCAGAUAGUGCCUGGAGGCGCAGCUGAUCUGGAUGGUCGUAUGCAAACGGGAGAUGAAAUCGUAAGUGUGGAAGGUUUCUCGGUAUUGAAAGCCGAACAUCGCCAAGUAGUCCAAUUAAUAAAUACGGCUGCUGCCAGAGGGCAAGUCAGCUUGAUUCUGCGGAGGAGAGUUUUUCCUCCGCCGGGUCCGCAAGGUCUAGUUAACUAUCCUCCAAUGAAUUGGCCCGUUGAGAAUACUUCCCCUGCCGUAGCUACAAACCAUGCAGUACCUUUAGUACUUGCUAAUCCUCAUUCUGGACCAACAUACGAUGUGACUGUACAGCGAACUGAGAACGAAGGUUUUGGUUUCGUUAUCAUAUCUUCCGUCAACAAAAUAGGCUCAACUAUAGGUCGUUUAAUAGAAGACAGUCCCGCAGAGCGAUGUGGAAGACUACGUGUUGGCGAUUAUAUUGUCGCAGUUAAUCACAUAGAUAUAAUGCAUUUGAGUCAUGGAGAUAUUGUGAAUUUAAUUAAGGAAUCAGGUUUAUCUGUAACUUUAACGAUUGCUCCAAACUCCGACUUAUGAUUAAUAAAAAUACGAAAAUGAAUUUGAUUAUAAUAAUUUGUUGCAAAUUAUUUCUAGUUCAUUUUGGAUAAUAAACUUCCGAAGGAAUAUUCGUAGAGUGAACAUUUAAAUCAUAAAUUUUCCUUAAGUUGGAAAAUCGAAGCGUACCGUUGUUGCUCUUUAAAUACUAAAAAUUUUAAUCAAAAAUUAUUUGUGAUAAUGGAGAUGUAUUAAAUGGAAUCUCAACCAGGAAAUUUCUAGUGUGUAUGUAUAUUGAUCAACAUAAGUUCAUCAAUAUAAUUACAAGCUAUAAAACCUCGCUAAUCCCAAAAUUAUUAGUAGCUAAAAGUGAUUUUGAAUUAUUUCUUAAAAAACUGUUUAAGUUUAAUCCUCAAGUCAUUGUUACUGGUUAAACUCAGCAUUUAUGAAAUGCUUGUUUUCUAUCAUAAUAUUAAUGUUUCCGUAUUGUUCAUUUGCAAUUAGUUUGGAUUAGCAAGGUCGUGAAGUACAGAAACGUGAAAUUGGUGUAGCAUUCAAUUUAAGUUUAUCGAACGGGAAUAUUUAUUCAAAUGCCUUAAAAAGUUGUUGGUUAAUAUGUGACAAUAAUUUUGAACGUUAUAUACAUUGUCCAAAAUAUUAAGUUUCUCUUUCCAAACAGUUAAUACCAUUUGGUUUUCAUGAUUUUUUCAAAUUAACAGAUACAUCUCUAUGUGAUAGAUUAGAAUAUCACUGCCGAUACUUAAGAAAAUAUAGUUUCUAAAGAACUGAACGAAUUUAUAAUUAAGUUUCACAAAGUAAUGUCGAAUUUAUUUGGAAUUUUAAACAACUGAAAUGCAACAAAUUAUAUUAGGAAAAUAUGCAUGUUUGUACUGUGAUUGUUUUCCAUGUAUGGUACUAAAAAGAGCGAGCUGAAACUCAUUCGGAAUAAGUGACGUGUUUUGAGAAUAUUUAAUUUUUAAUUUAGAAAUAUUCUGGGAAUCUCAUUAAGCUCAAUUUUACUGACAUUUCUUGAAUCUCAGUAACAAUUAUGUACUUUUGUUUUGACUGAAGACUAAUGUAAGUAUUUAUUUUUACGACUGAAAUUCAUUUUUUUCCAAAAUAAUGAACAUUUUAACAUAUUUUAUAUAAUUUGGUACCUUUAGCAAAUGAUGCUCACAUAUAUAUAAUUACUAUAACAAAAAAUUUAGACCUUACUUGCCUGUUAUAUGAUGCUGCUCUUUUCCAUAGUCUAUAUAUUAUAAUUAAAGCAAUAACAAAUUUAACCUUCACGUUGAGUUUAUUUAGAAUAUAUCUAGUUUCGAUUAGGGGAUCUUUAAACUUGCCUUAAGGGGUUCGUUAAUAAUUUGUAAUGUUUUUUUAAAAUAAAUUACCGGUGAUUGAGCUUUUCUCUGUUAUUCAAUAAAACCUGAAGCCUCAAAGUCUCAAGUAAGUUUUUAAAAAACUGUUAAAGGUAAUUGAUAGCCAUUUUUACAGCUUUUAAGUUUGAUUUUCUGACUUUGGUUUGCUUUAUUCACCAUUUUUAUCUUCCAAGGGCUGUGACUUUAAAAUUAUUCUUGAACAGUGAAAUGUUUAAGUCAAAAGCUAAAUAGUUCAAUCAACUUAUUUUCGUAUUACCUCAUAUGUUAACUUACUGGACCUCUUUGUAAGAUACGUUAUUCUCAUAUAUAUUUAUAAGAUCUGUUAGUAAUACACCAUAUCUAAUCUCGAAUCUUAUUAAUAGCGAACUAUUGUUAGAUGUUACAAAAAAUAUAAAUUGUUGCUAACAUAUUUAGAAUGUAUCUGAUAAGUAAUAGUACCAUCUUAUGCUAUAUUUGAUUAAUUUCAAGUUAUUUUAUCAAGUAACUCAAAAAAUUGAUGAUGUUCUAUUUGCCUUUUGUGUUAUAUGUUGUGUUGUAUAAUGGACGGGUCCCAAUUAGCAAAUGAAAAACUUACGUUUUCGCGUUAAGUUUCAUUUAUUUCUUAAUUCGAUCUCUACUUUUAAUUAUAAAAGAAAGGUAUUUUGUAUUGCUGCUACCACUAGGUAAAUUAUAUAUUGCAGCCUAGGCAUUUAUAAAUACUAGCCUAUUAUGGCAUUUACAUAAUGGCCUAAUCGCAGAUUUCAUCAAUUCAUAAACAUAAUUCGCCUAUAAUUUUCUGAAAUUUAUAGUAUUUUGUUAAUUGAGAUGUUUAAUUUAGUUUCGAUCAACUAGCUAUCGAAUUCCAAAUUACAUGAAUAUAAUAUUCCGGCCAGCAUGCACAUUUGUAUUAGACUGAUUAUUGUAAUAUUUGUAAAUACGUGUUUUGCAUUUUAUAAAAUAUAAAUAUCAGUUAUUGUAAAUAUA